This is a messenger RNA of Eupeodes corollae, 856 nucleotides long. It is a transcript of the gene tsu, whose product is annotated as RNA-binding protein 8A. The transcript has 2 exons. Gene Ontology annotation, cellular component: nucleus; cytoplasm; exon-exon junction complex. Gene Ontology annotation, molecular function: mRNA binding. The record is from RefSeq and is a predicted model, not a curated record. Bases 180 to 680 code for a protein of 166 amino acids. Gene Ontology annotation, biological process: RNA splicing. Lineage: Eukaryota; Metazoa; Arthropoda; Insecta; Diptera; Syrphidae.
UCAUUUUUAGUAUAACUGUGAAGGUGAACUGUCAACCCAAAUAAUCUAGCAACGUUGUCCGGCCGCGGCUAUUUUCUCUUUGCAUUUUUGUUAUUCUUAAAUAACCCAAAACAUAUUCCUAAACAAAAUACAUUUACUUGACCUGAAAUACUUCAAAUAAAUAACUUUUCUUCAAAAAUAUGGCUGAUGUAUUGGAUAUCGAUAAUGCUGAAGAAUUCGAGGUCGAUGAUGAUGGCGAUCAGGGAAUCGUUCGUUUGAAGGAAAAGGCAAAGAAACGUAAGGGACGUGGUUUCGGAAGUGAAAGCAAUUCCCGGGAACCGAUUCAAUCCUAUGAAAGAGUUCGUAACGAAGACGAUGACGAAUUGGAGCCGGGACCACAACGUUCAGUCGAAGGUUGGAUUCUAUUUGUUACAUCAAUUCACGAAGAAGCCCAAGAAGAUGAUAUUCAGGAAAAGUUCUGUGAAUAUGGUGAUAUUAAGAAUAUCCAUUUGAACUUGGACAGACGUACAGGUUUCUCUAAGGGCUAUGCACUUGUUGAGUACGAGACCCACAAACAAGCUCUAGCCGCAAAAGAAGCUCUCAAUGGAUCCGAUAUAAUGGGACAAACAAUUCAAGUUGACUGGUGUUUCGUGAAGGGACCAAAACGAACAAAGAAGUCAUCUGACCGCAGGAGGAGAUAACUUCUGUAAACACUCAUUCAUUGCAUUUUUCUAGGGUAGACUAGUCGAAGAUUGGUUAAGUCUAUGUUUACUAAUUCAUAGGUAGUAUCUUCUAGAACACUUAUCCACUUUUUUCACUUAUAAUUUUAUAAUUAUUUAAACUAAAUAAAAACUCAGUCUUUCGAUCAAGAAGCAAA